AAGAAGCUGCUUUCAUUCAUUGGCUUCUGUGGAUAAAUCUCGACUUUCCUCACUCCUGCUCAAAGAAGAUGCCUGUGAUAAUCGAUCAGCUCCAGAUGAAUCAAACAAGGGAAGCCAUGGCCACCACAAAUCCUCUGGAGACCCUCCAAGUGGAAGCCAGCUGUUCUGUCUGUCUGGAGUACCUGAAAGACCCUGUGAUCAUUGACUGUGGCCACAACUUCUGCCGGGUGUGCAUCACCCGCUGGUGGGAGGACUUGAACCGAGACUUCCCGUGCCCUGUGUGCCGUAAGACUUUCCGCCACCGCUCUCUGAAGCCCAACCGGCAGCUGGGCAACAUGGUAGAGAUUGCCAAGCAACUCCAGGUCACCAAUAAGCGAAAGAUACGGGAUGAGAACUUAUGUGAGAAGCAUAAUGAAGUGCUUCGCCUCUUCUGUAAGGAAGACCAGGAGGCCGUUUGCUUAGCGUGCGAGAUCUCCCACGAACACCGUUCCCACACAGUUGUGUCCUUGGAUGACGCCUCUCAGGAAUACAAGGAAAAGAUGCAGAAAUGUUUGGAGCCAUUGGAAAAGAAAUUGCAAGAGAUUGCCCACUGCAAAUCCCGAGAAGAAAAGAAGGCCGGGGAACUCAAGCGGAAGGUUGAGGACCGUCGUCAGCUCGUCAUUAGUGAGUUUGAGGACCUACAUCUGUUUCUAGCAGAGGAGCAGGAAAUAUUAAUGCAACGCCUAGAAAAUGAGGAGAAGGAAAUUUUACAGAAGUUGAAGGAAAAUGUGGCGGAGUUGUCAGAGCAGCGGAUUGCCCUCAACAGCCUUAUCACUGAAAUCGAGGAGAAGUGUUUGCAGUCGGGCAUGGACAUGCUCAAGGACGUGAGGAGCACUUUUGAGAGAUGUGAAGAGGCACAAGCCCACGAGUCAAGUCAGGUCUCCGUUGAGCUGGAAAAAAAUUUCUACAAUUUCCCAAGACAGUACUUCGUCCUGCGCAAAAUUAUUAAGAGGCUCACAGGAGAUUUGACCCUUGACCCGGAAACGGCUCACCCCAACUUGCUGCUCUCCGAGGACCGCAAAAGCGUCAAGUUUGUGGAGCAGCGCUUGCGAGAUCUGCCCGAUAGCCCAAAACGUUUUACAAUCUAUCCUUGUGUGCUGGCCACAGAAGGUUUUAUUUCAGGCCGUCACUACUGGGAGGUAGAGGUGGGAGAAAAGACUCAUUGGGCGCUGGGGGUUUGUAAGGACUCAGUAAGCCGUAAGGGGGAAACAACCUCUGUCCCAGAGACUGGCUAUUGGCGGGUACGGCUACUCAAUGGAGAGAAAUACGCAGCUACCACAACCCCGUUCACUCCGCUGCACAUCACUAUCAAGCCUAAGCGAGUAGGCGUCUUCCUGGACUACGAGGCAGGCAAGCUCUCCUUCUACAACGUGACGGACCGUUCCCAUAUGUAUACUUUUACCGAUACUUUCACCGAGAAACUUUGGCCUUUUUUCUACCCGGGAAUCCGAGCUGGGCGCAAAAAUGCGGCCCCCUUAGUCCUCCGGUCGCCCACGGACUGGGAAUAAGGAAAUGACCUAAUCCCCACCUUCCUUUGCUACGCUUAGCUCUUAAAUUGUGUAGAGAGAGUUUUUUCAACUCGGUUUCUCUGUGGGAAAGUGAGCCGGCGUCAGUGGCCUGCAACACCGUCCCCAACCAGAAGAAGCGAAGCAUCGCAGAAGGGAAGAGCUUCCACACCUAGUGUUUAACGUUAGGCUUCUAAAGCUAUUAAGGUGACGUUACACUAGGAAAGGUUUGGAGAAGGCAAACCUUUGCUAAGGGGCGACAAAGACCUUGUACUUUUCUGUAAUCUGCAACUUCAGUUUCUGAAAUUUUGGAUCGCAGUUGCAUCUGGGGGAAGAAAACCUCUUUUAAGCUUAGUAUAGUGUUCGGCAACGAGCCAUAUAAGAUUGCAUCGGCGAUGGGCCAGGCUGGUCAGAUGUGGGAAAGGUAACUAGCUCUUCUGUGCACUGUAGAGGGAGGGGUUCUCCCUUUGAAGGGGUUACAACCAGGCUUAACUGUUGCUUGUAUAAAUGGUGGGGAAUGAUCUAUUACUCGACAGUCUGUUUUUACUGGCAGGUCGAGUGGAUGCAGAAUAGGAGGAAACUAUAGUGCAUAGUGAGAAUGCUAUAUAAGCCAGGGAAGCUAAGGAAA
Messenger RNA from Protobothrops mucrosquamatus (brown spotted pit viper), 2172 nucleotides. RefSeq names its product E3 ubiquitin-protein ligase TRIM39. Lineage: Eukaryota; Metazoa; Chordata; Lepidosauria; Squamata; Viperidae. Bases 69 to 1547 code for a protein of 492 amino acids. Gene Ontology annotation, molecular function: protein binding; zinc ion binding. The record is from RefSeq and is a predicted model, not a curated record. The transcript has 7 exons.